Messenger RNA from Magnolia sinica, 3996 nucleotides. Its product is annotated as protein TPR3-like. Gene Ontology annotation, biological process: regulation of DNA-templated transcription. NCBI's taxonomy places the organism in Eukaryota, Viridiplantae, Streptophyta, Magnoliopsida, Magnoliales, Magnoliaceae. The transcript has 25 exons. Gene Ontology annotation, molecular function: protein binding. The record is from RefSeq and is a predicted model, not a curated record. Bases 141 to 3527 code for a protein of 1128 amino acids.
GUUUCUGGGGUUUCCGCUCCUGAUUUAUACGAAAAGUAGAUGGCUUUACCGGUUUCGCAUGCAAGAUCUGGUUUCUUUAUACUUUUUUGCUGAUCUCUGGCUAGGACGUUGACACGGAGAAUCUGUAGUGAUACAGCGCCAUGUCUUCUCUCAGCAGAGAGCUUGUUUUCUUGAUCUUACAGUUCCUCGAUGAGGAGAAGUUCAAGGAGACCGUUCACAAGCUUGAGCAGGAAUCUGGGUUUUUCUUCAAUAUGAAGUAUUUUGAGGAUGAGGUGCAUAAUGGGAACUGGGAUGAAGUUGAGCGGUAUCUCUCUGGUUUCACCAAAGUUGAUGACAAUCGGUAUUCAAUGAAGAUCUUUUUUGAAAUUCGGAAGCAGAAGUACCUUGAGGCGUUGGAUAAACAUGAUCGUGCAAAGGCUGUGGAUAUCCUUGUCAAGGAUUUGAAAGUUUUUGCCUCAUUUAAUGAAGAGUUGUUCAAGGAAAUUACACAGCUUCUUACGUUAGAGAAUUUCAGGGAAAACGAACAACUUUCCAAGUAUGGAGAUACCAAAUCUGCAAGGACAAUAAUGCUGGUCGAGCUCAAGAAGCUGAUUGAAGCGAAUCCCCUUUUCCGUGACAAACUGCAAUUCCCUAACCUCAAGAAUUCUAGGCUACGGACUCUUAUUAAUCAAAGCUUGAAUUGGCAGCAUCAGCUUUGUAAAAACCCAAGGCCUAAUCCAGAUAUAAAGACCCUUUUUGUUGAUCAUACUUGUGGACAACCAAAUGGUGCACGCGCCCCAUCACCUGCAAGCAAUCCGCUGCUUGGAUCCAUGCCCAAACCCGGAGGCUUUCCUCCACAUGGGCCUUUUCAACCUGCACCUGUGCCAGUUCAGACUUCCCUUGCUGGUUGGAUGUCUAAUCCAGCCACUGUAACCCAUCCUGCAGUUUCUGGAGGAGCUAUUGGACUUGGUGCUCCUACGAAUCCCGCUGCAAUUUUGAAGCACCCUAGGACUCCGCCGACUAAUAACCCUUCUGUAGAUUACCCAUCGGCAGAUUCUGAUCAUGUAUCUAAAAGAACAAGGCCCAUGGGGAUUUCUGAAGAGGUAAAUCUGCCUGUAAAUAUAUUGCCAGUAACAUAUCCUGGCCAGAAUCACGGUCAAAGCCUGUACUCACCAGAUGACUUGCCCAAGAAUGUUGCCCGCACGUUAAUUCAGGGUUCAUCUCCUAUGAGCAUGGAUUUUCAUCCUAUACAGCAGACUAUACUUCUUGUUGGUACAAAUGUGGGGGACGUAGGCCUUUGGGAAGUUGGUUCUAGGGAGAGAUUAGUUCUAAGAAAUUUCAAGGUUUGGGAUCUCGGGGCCUGCUCGAUGCCCCUCCAGACAGCUAUGAUCAAAGAGCCUGGUGUGUCAGUAAACCGUAUCAUAUGGAACCCUGAUGGCACUUUAUUUGGAGUUGCAUAUUCAAGACACAUUGUGCAGAUAUAUUCUUACCAUGGUGGUGAUGACAUACGGCAGCACUUGGAGAUUGAAGCUCAUGUUGGUGGGGUCAAUGAUCUUGCUUUCUCUCACCCUAAUAAGCAAUUAUGUGUCAUAACCUGUGGAGAUGACAAGACCAUUAAGGUGUGGGAUGCUGCUACUGGUACCAGACAGUAUACUUUCGAAGGCCAUGAGGCCCCUGUUUAUUCUGUUUGCCCCCAUUACAAGGAAAACAUUCAGUUCAUCUUUUCAACGGCCUUAGAUGGAAAGAUAAAGGCAUGGUUGUAUGAUAAUUUGGGAUCUAGAGUUGACUAUGAUGCCCCAGGACAUUGGUGCACUACCAUGGCCUAUAGUGCUGAUGGUUCAAGGCUCUUUUCGUGUGGGACCAGUAAAGACGGAGAGUCAUACAUUGUUGAGUGGAAUGAAAGUGAAGGAGCUGUGAAAAGGACCUACCAAGGAUUCCGAAAACGCUCUUUGGGCGUUGUGCAAUUUGACACCACAAGGAACCGGUUUUUGGCUGCUGGUGAUGAAUUUUUGAUCAAGUUCUGGGAUAUGGAUAAUGUUAACCUUUUGACAACUAUUGAUGCUGAUGGUGGCCUGCCAGCUAGCCCGCGUAUCCGCUUCAACAAGGAGGGGACUUUGUUGGCUGUAUCUGCAAACGAGAAUGGGAUUAAAAUUUUGGCAAAUGCUGAUGGAGUUCGGUUGUUGAGAACAUUUGAAAAUCGUUCUUAUGUACCUGAGUCUCUAACCAAGCCUCAGGUAAGUGCGAUGGUGUCUGUCACUGCUGCAACUAGUGCUGGACUAACGGAUAGAGGUGUUCCUGUGGUGACUAUGGUUGGAAUGAAUGGCGACACUAGAAGUUUGGGGGAUGUAAAACCUAGAUUAGCAGAUGAAUCUACCGAAAAAUCAAAGAUUUGGAAACUCACUGAAAUUAAUGAACCAGCACAAUGCCGAUCCCUAAGGCUACCUGAGAACUUGAGAACAAGCAAGAUAUCAAGGUUGAUCUAUACGAACUCAGGUGUUGCCAUUUUGGCAUUAGCAUCCAAUGCCAUUCAUCUGCUUUGGAAGUGGCAGCGAAAUGACCGAAAUUCAAAUGGCAAGGCAACUGCCAGUUUCCCACCUCAAUUGUGGCAACCACCAAGUGGCAUCUUGAUGACUAAUGACAUAACGGACACAAACCCUGAGGAAGCCGUCUCCUGCUUUGCACUGUCCAAGAAUGAUUCUUAUGUCAUGUCGGCUUCAGGAGGAAAGAUUUCCCUCUUCAAUAUGAUGACAUUUAAGACGAUGACGACAUUCAUGCCUCCACCUCCUGCAGCCACAUUCCUUGCAUUCCACCCUCAAGACAAUAAUAUUAUUGCCAUAGGCAUGGAUGACUCCACAAUCCAGAUAUAUAAUGUCCGUGUCGAUGAGGUCAAAAGCAAGCUUAAAGGCCACUCAAAGAGAAUCACUGGCCUUGCCUUUUCAAAUGUCCUGAAUGUGCUGGUGUCAUCUGGAGCUGAUUCUCAGCUUUGUGUCUGGGGGACCGAUGGAUGGGAAAAGCAGAAGAGCCGAUUUUUGCAAGUUCCGACUGGGCGCACCCCAACUGCACUUUCAGAGACGCGUGUCCAGUUUCACCAGGAUCAGAUACACUUCCUGGCUGUUCAUGAGACUCAGCUUGCAAUAUAUGAAACAACGAAACUAGACUGUGUAAAGCAGUGGGUCCCACGUGAAGGCUCUGCACCGAUCUCCCACGCUACAUUCUCAUGUGACAGCCAGCUAGUAUAUGCUAGUUUUCUGGAUGCAACAGUGUGCGUUUUUAAUGCUGCGAACCUCAGGCUACGUUGUCGGAUCAGUCCAGCUGCAUAUCUUCCAGCUAAUGUCAGCUCAAACAUCCAUCCUCUGGUGAUUGCUGCCCACCCGUCUGAACCGAAUCAGUUUGCCCUGGGGCUAACAGAUGGUGGGGUCCAUGUCUUGGAGCCACUGGAAUCAGAGGGAAAAUGGGGCAUCCCCCCACCCGCUGAGAAUGGUCCAGGAAGCAGCAUGUCCACAGCAGCUGCUACGGGGGCUUCCGGUUCAGAUCAGCCCCAGAGGUGACAGGGGGAAAAAGCAGCAGCUAACCGCAUGGAAAGUUCUUACAACGUUUUUAACCUUUGGCCCAUCAUUUAUUUUUCAGAGGGGGCAUGCAGGAGAAUGCAGGCAGGUAUGUGUUUGUGACCUGCAACUUGCCGCAGCAUUGUUUCUACUGGCCUGUUGUUGCUUCUUGUUCAGGGCUCUCGUUUCUUUUUCCUUUUUUUUUUUCAUUUCCUAUUCCUUUUUUUUUUCCUCAAACAUAUGCUGUGGGGGGCUGUGGAGUUACAGAAAACUCAAAUUGAAGAGUAGAUGUAGAGGGUGUGGGUAGCAUAGGCUCUGGUUACAAGCAGGUAAAAGGUAUAGAUGUAGGGUACUGGUUGAAAAAGAAAGGGGAAGCUUUGGUGUUAUUAUCAUGGUCGUUGUGUAUGUGGAAAUUAAGGUGCUCUGUUGAAUUCUUCUGUUGAUUUUUGUUAUGAAAGGCAUUCCUUCUGCA